UUGGCUCCGAGGAGCUGAUGACGGAGGGAGCGCACUGUCUUCUCCAGGAGCGCGUUAGCCCACAACAGACUCACGCACACACACUGCACCUCCGGCCAGUGGGAUGAUACCAGUGUGUCGGACUGGGACGAACAUUUAAGUGGGGAACUUAGUUUUUUCUUCUUCUGCGGUUAUUAUUUUUGUUUAAUUUGGAGGUGGAGACCUGUUAGAACGAGCGCGUUUACACUCUCCAGGAGCGCGCAGUGUGGCACACGCUGGAACAAAAAAAAAAAAAAAAAAACAGCUCAGUGCAGCGCAGGCAGGUUUCCGUUUUAAAAGCAGCAGGAGAGGUACGAGAGUUACGGAGUCCGCCGGGAAGCGGUGUCGGUGCACGAGGAAGACGGAGAGCAAUCUGCGGCGGAACUUGGAUAUGGCGCGUGUGAAGACGGUCGACCUUCUCGUGGGAGUUGUUUUAGUUUUGCAGUGUUUGGGGGAUGCCCGAGCCGAGAUCCCAGCGAGUGACGGGGUCUCUUACUCGUACGUGCAGGGGCAGGCAGGAGACGAGGACGCAGCAGUGGACGUGAAGCUGUACAGUCACCGGUGGAGGAGAUGGCUUCCCCCAAAACCUCGCAACAUGGACAGUAACAGGGCGAGUCAGGAGCAGGACCAGGAUCCUGAGCAGGAGGAGCCCGAGGGCUUCCCAGGCCUGCUGUCUGCAGAGGAAACGGACAACAGCUCUCAGAUAGAGGAGGACACCGAUCACAACUACUACACAUCGAAAACAUACAACCCGUCGGAUGCGAUGAGCAAGGACUUGUGGGUAGACACGGACCAGAUGGACAAGGACAAAGUGAAGAUCCACGGGAUUCUGUCCAACACACACAGACAAGCAGCGAGAGUUAAUCUGUCCUUCGAUUUCCCUUUUUAUGGACAUUUCCUGCGUGAAAUCACCGUGGCGACUGGUGGGUUUAUCUACACAGGGGACGUGGUCCACCGGAUGCUAACAGCUACUCAGUACAUCGCUCCUCUGAUGGCAAACUUUGACCCCAGUGUCUCCAGAAACUCUACUGUCAUCUACUUUGACAAUGGGACUGCUCUGGUGGUGCAAUGGGACCAUGUCCACCUGCAGGACAACUACAACCUGGGAAGCUUCACCUUCCAGGCAACGCUGCACAACACCGGCAGGAUUGUGUUUGCAUACAAAGAGAUCCCCAUUGAGGUGUCACAGAUCAGCUCUGUCAAUCACCCGGUGAAGGUGGGCCUGUCUGAUGCCUUUGUGGUGGUCCACAAGAUCCAACAGAUACCCAACGUUAGGCGGAGGACAAUCUACGAGUACCACCGCGUGGAGCUGACGAAGACGAAGAUCACCAAUUCUACGGCCGUUGAAAUGAUGCCUCUACCCACCUGUCUCCAGUUCACGAGCUGUGGCUCCUGCAUCUCCUCGCAGAUCAACUUCAACUGCAGCUGGUGCCAUCGGCUCAACAGAUGUUCCAGUGGCUUUGACCGCCACCGGCAGGACUGGGUGGAUAACAGCUGCCCAGAUGAGACCAAGGACAAGAUGUGUGACAUCAUGGACACCACACAUCUCUAUCCGCUCACCACCACGGCUGUCGCCAAAACCACAUCCAGGAGCAAAGAGGCAACUGCAGGCGGCGACGCACCCUCCACCUCCCACCCUCCCACCAGCGUCCCCACCGAAGACGAUACCAAGAUCGCCCUGCACCUCAGAGACAACCAAGUGCUGCCUGCAGACAGUGCUGUAGACAGGAAGUCAGGUGCACACCCCUUGCACACCGGUCUGAUCCUCGGCAUCCUCCUGGUGAUGCUGGUCUUGGUCGCUGGCGUGCUGGUCACCGUGUACAUAUACCAUCACCCGACCUCCGCGGCCAGCCUCUUCCUCAUCGAGAGACGCCCAAGCAGGUGGCCAGCCAUGAAGUUUCGCCGUGGGUCGGGCCACCCGGCCUACGCAGAGGUGGAGCCAGUGGGCCAUGAGAAGGAGGGCUUCAUCGAGUCUGAGCAGUGCUGAGGGAGGAGGGGGCGUCUGCAUUCUCUCCCCCCCCCCCCCUCCUCCCUCCUGCGCCACAGGGGCUUCUCACCAGGGAACCUCCAGGAUCUGCUCAUCAGUGUACACAAUGACUCGCUAAGACUGUGGAAUCGGCCCGUCGAGCGCAAGAUGAGACUGGAAUACAGCAGCCAACGAUACGAAAGUGAGGAAAAACCCUGAAAACUGAUCCCCGGCAAGCCCAUUGUUCAGCUCCUGUUGGCAAAGACCUAACCUACUGGGGACAGAGGGAGGGAACAGCAUCGAUGCCAUGGAGGGAUUGUACAGCCUGACUGCCUAGACUGGAUACUGGUGUGGUUGGGGGGGGGGGGGAGCAGGGUGAAGUAUACAAUAUAUAUUUUCAGAAACAA
Messenger RNA from Anarrhichthys ocellatus (wolf-eel), 2391 nucleotides. It is a transcript of the gene plxdc2b, whose product is annotated as plexin domain containing 2b. Bases 410 to 2005 code for a protein of 531 amino acids. The record is from RefSeq and is a predicted model, not a curated record. The transcript has 14 exons. NCBI's taxonomy places the organism in Eukaryota, Metazoa, Chordata, Actinopteri, Perciformes, Anarhichadidae.